Messenger RNA from Lytechinus pictus (painted urchin), 4585 nucleotides. Its product is annotated as 3'(2'),5'-bisphosphate nucleotidase 1-like. The transcript is spliced from 6 exons. The record is from RefSeq and is a predicted model, not a curated record. Lineage: Eukaryota; Metazoa; Echinodermata; Echinoidea; Temnopleuroida; Toxopneustidae. The coding region runs from base 134 to 793 and encodes 219 amino acids. Gene Ontology annotation, molecular function: 3'(2'),5'-bisphosphate nucleotidase activity. Gene Ontology annotation, biological process: phosphatidylinositol phosphate biosynthetic process.
AGAAGAUGACCCACAGACAGAAGCUGAUCGUAAGGCUCAGCGGUGUAUUGUAUCAUCCCUUCAGACCCGUUUCCCUGGGAUCACUGUCAUUGGUGAAGAGGAUCUGAUUGAGAGUGCAACAGACUUGAUAGAGAUGGGAGAUUCAGAAGAUGUACUCGGUAAAGCUUGUCCCGAUAGUCUCAAGUCAGUCUCACUGGCAGAUAUUGUGGUAUGGGUAGACCCUGUAGAUGGAACCAAAGAAUACACACAAGGAUUCCUUGACCAUGUGACAGUACUGAUCGGUGUGGCCGUGAAUGGAGAGUCAAUAGGGGGCGUCAUUCACCAACCAUACUACAACUACCAGGUGCCUGAUGCCAAAAUGGGGCGCACCAUGUGGGGCGUGGUCGGACUAGGAUGCUUUGGCUUCACCCAUAAAGAGUUACCAGAAUCCCAGAGGGUGAUCACCACGACAAGAUCUCACGGCACACAGGCCGUGCAGGAUACCAUUGAUGCUAUGUGUCCUACACAGAUCUUGAGAGUUGGUGGUGCAGGCCAUAAGGUGUUGCUCUGUCUUGAAGGUACAGCCAGUGCGUACAUCUUUGCUAGUCCUGGAUGUAAGAAGUGGGAUACCUGCGCACCAGAGGCUCUCCUUAAAGCUGCAGGAGGUACAUUGACCGAUGUCCAUGGCAACAGAUACCGCUACGAAAAAGACAUCAAGAGGAUGAACACUGGGGGCGUCAUCGCCGCAUAUCGAUUUCACGACUUUUACCUCUCCAAAGUACCGCAGUCAAUAAAAGACGCUCUGCCAGCAUGACGAACGCUAACUGCUUUGAGAAGGGAGUGAGAGCGAGAGAGAAGGGCCAAUGAAAACAACCAAAUUACAGUUGAAAUCAAGCUUUAUUGAUAGAGAUAGUAGAUGUUCUUGGAUAAGUAUAUAAUGGAUUGGGAAGAGGGCAAACGUGUGAGGUAUCGGGAAUUUCAAGGACAGUGUUGGUGAAGAAUUUGAAUGUGAGAGCACAUGAGCAUUUCAGUGGUCUGUUGCUCAGAUUACUCUGCUUUUAACUCUUUCUAGCUUAAAAAUUUAGAUCCAACAUUAAGAGAAGACCAUAGCACAGCACUUGAAAUUUCUUUCAUGAAAAGGGCAUGAGGCAAACAAAAUAUUUUAAAAAAUCAUAUUUUGUGUUAAAUCAUUAUUUUGAUAGAAGUAUAUUAUGACUUUGCAGUGCAAAACACCAAAACUAGAAAUUCCCAUUGCAGCUUGUUUUUCACAUUGAUUAUGAAAUAUACAUGCUAUUGCCAAUGUAAGUUACUUGAAAAAUUGAGAGAUUUAUAGCAUUGAAAAAUGAGGAGACAGCUGUAUAAUUGAAAGUGUGUGUAUGAGAGAGAGAAAAGAGAGAUAUAGAAAGGGUCUAGAUCACUAUGGUUGAGGUGGUAAUGGUAAGCUUAUGUAGUCUAUACAUUUUGUGGCUGUAAAUGAAGAGAAGUGAAGUAAUAUUGUCUCCACUCAUUUCUAAAGCUGUUUAAUAUUUGAUGGGGGAAAAUUGAAAUAUAGAUGUUGAAGGGAUACUCAAGUAUGGAAUGUCUAACUAGUACUGUAAUCAAGCAUAUACAAAUUAAUUUUUUACUGUAUGUACUUUCAAGAAAAAGUGUAUUUUAAGAUUAUAUGAUGUAUAAAUGAUUAACGGCAUUGACAUAUAAAAAUGCUAAUGAGCUAUUUUUGUAGAUGUGGUCAUGUUUCCAUGGCAACCGCAACUUUAAUUGUGAAUGUCAUGUGAAAAAAAAUUGAAUAUUUCAUUGCAGUAUUAUUUGAGUAGCUUUCAAAUUGAGCCUCCAACCGGAGAUUCGUCAUUUAUCGCUUUAAGAUUAAAAAAAAAAACAGUGCUUUUUGGCGCUAAGACAUCAAGUUAGAGCAGUGUACUUUUGUAAACAAUUUUUAUGCAAUUUAGAACAAUGCUUUAAUGUCUUGAUUUGACUGAUGUAUUAACAUUGUUUUGUCGGAAACAAGAAACACUAUUAAUGUUUGUGCAAAGCUAGCAUACAUGUGUACUGCAUUUGUAAUUUUGAUCUUAUGGGUGCCAUACAAAAGUUAUUAUGGUGCCUAGUUAUAACAUGAAAACAAGGAGGGGAGAUGCACUUAAAGUUUGCUGUGCAUUGCAUUUCUGUGAUGCAAUGCUUUGAAAUUAAAGAAUGAUUAAAUCACCUUGCACUAUAUUCAUGGAAGAAAAUAUACAAAUAAUCGGUAUGUUGUGUGAUGUUUUAAAAACACUUGAGUGUUGUGGUUGAAAGUAUGUCAUAGUUUUUUUAUUUGAACAAAUUUGUUUGUUAGAUCAAUAUGUGUGUUACAAAUAAGAGGUCAUCGCCUCAUCUUUUCUUAUAUAUACACGUUGUUCACCAUAACAUUUUUGGGGAGGGAGGAAACAUGUAAUAUUAAAGCAGUAAAACCACAGAGUAAUACAUUUGCUGUUCAAAUGUGUUUAAGCCUGUCUUUACUCUAAAAAGUAUCGCGACUAAAGAAAGUCUAGUCUUUAUUUUAAAUACUGUCAACUUAAAAGACAAAGUAACGUAAGGAACAAUCUUCACUAAUUACAAAAGGGCUUGUCGAUAUUGUAGAAUUUCCAAGAUGUUGUCAUUGAAACUUGAAUAGUGAUCAAGUUGUUUGGAAAAUGUUUAACAUUUCAUAGAACAAAGGUAUAUUUGAAAGUAAAAUUACUGAAAAUGGAACUACACUUUAAAUAUUCCUCCUUUCAUGCAAUCAUGAUCUUGUUACAUUGUCUCUUGCAUGCAACCACAUAAUUUACAUCAAAAUCAACGGGCAUUAGAAUAGGUAAUUUUUUUUUUAUUCUGAAGUAUGAAUCGCGAUGAUACAAACAAUAAUUGCAAGGCCAGUCUAUCGUAGUUGUAAUGCAUUUGUCAUUAAUUUAUGAAAAAUUCAUUUGUUUAAUGAAUUCUGUGAAAAGGUAAGAAAUGAAAGUUGUGCACUUUGAUCACUUCUAGAGUGUGUGAGUAUAGUAUAUGUGACUUUGAUUGUAUGCCAUAUGGGUUGACAUUUAUAUCAAUUAUUAAUUUCAUCAUUCUGCUCGUUUUUAUUACAAAAUAAUCAUUUUGUAAGGUCCAAAUUUUCAUGCACAGUGAUUCAUACUGCCCAAUUGUAUUGAGGAAUUCUUUAUAGAUGUUGCAAAGUAAAAAAUCAUUUCAUAUAUCUAAAUAUGAUCUUAUGAGUAGUGAAGUCUGGGUAUGCAUCCAUUUGCAUUCUUGUUUGUCAAUGAUUGUGGAUUAUUUUGUUGAGGGAACAGAUAAUCAUAUAACACUUAUUGAAAUUUGUUGAACAGUGAUUACCAAAGGAAAUAAGGAAUGAUGUUGAUCGCCCAAGAGAGGAAUAAUCAUGUAAUUUGUUUUUGUCAGAAACAAAGUCUUAAACUUUGAAGCAUUGUGAAAUCUUUGCCUAAAAUUGAAGAUUUAUUUGGUGUGGGACAUGUGUCAGAAUUUUGAAAGGAGUAUGAUUACAGAAAACAUGAAAUUGGCAACGUGAGAAGACCGAGGAGUAGGACUUGAGUGAUGAAUUCACUGUUGUUAACCAAGGGUUUAUUUUUCACAAACAUUCCAACAACUUCUUCCAAUAUAAACAUGCACACUCAUGGAAUCCACUCAAGAACCGUAAUGUGUAUUAAUUGUUUCAUUGGUAGCAGAGUUCUUUGUCUGGUCCAUUGUUCAACUACAUCUGUGAUCUGUGUGGUUUCUAGUGAAUGAUUACUUGCUUGCUUCAAUGCAAACAAGGUUGUUUUUAGAGCCAUACCUAUUGUUAUUAUCAUGCUGCAGGGGUGGAUCACAAUGUUAACAUUGAAGCCAAAUAAAAAUAUAAAAUCUAUGUUUUUUGUGUCUGAACUCGAUGUCAUAAAAAGGCCUUCAUCAGUAUGAUUAAUAAGAAAAAAUUCUGCUUGCCAUCCUAAUAAACUAAUCUUCAAUCAAAUUGUAUUAUAAUUUGUAAGAGUUGAAAACUCAAUUUUCCAGGAUUUAUAUUAAUCAGUCUUUGAUUUCAGGCAUCGUUGGUGUAACAAAUAAUUAGAGUAUGUAUGGGUAAACUAAAAGUGAAGGGGGGAAAGUAGUUUGCAGAGCUAAUCCACUCAUCCUUGUUACAUUGACUAGUUUAUUAUGCGGCUUAUUGAUUUCUUCCACUCUCACCAUUGCUUUACUCCCGAUGGUCGUGAGUUUCUAAUUGUUUUGUUUUAGAUUCUUUUGGUUCUACGGAAUUCAAGUCUACUCCUUGCUCCGCCUCGUAAUGUGAGGGAACACACAACAUACAGUACCAAUUGAAAUUCCUUGUGAUCACUAACAACUUUAUUGGCAGAGUAAUGUACUCGCUGUGUAAGUGAUUGCAAAGACUUUCAGGAGCAUCUUUUUUUUUGUCAUAUCUGAGUGAAACAGUUGUAAAAAUAACAUUGACUAUUGAUGUAUAGUAAUUUGCAAAGUUUUAAUAUUUGUUUUACAAUUUGUAAUUUGAAUUAUACCACUGAAACAAAGAAUAUUUUGAUGUUUACAAAAGAAAGACAUGUAUAUUACUAGCUGUGCAUACAGAGAAUACUAAUAAAGUAAAGUAUAUCAUACAUAA